GGACAUAUUCGUUUGUUUUCGAACAUCUUCUUUUUCGUAUUUUUUAUAAACAGUGAUAGUGAUUACAAUUAUAAUAACAGAAUAAAACUAAAUUUAAUGGAAAUAUAUUUAUUUGACUGUUAAUUAAAUAAUCUUUUAUGGUACUAAAUUAUUGUGGUAACCCAACAGCUGAUUGUAGGAGUUAUCAGAGGCCAAUUAAUGAGCGGAAAAAACGUGACAUCUGUCAGUUUUUCGUCAUAGGUUGUCAAAAAAGUAAAUAAAUAAAUGUAAUAUUUCCUUCAGACUAUGGCUUUAACAAAUAUUUUACUUCUCAGCCAAAUUGCUGGCUAUGUUAUAGCUUUUAUUUUAUCAGUAUGCAUUGUUGUUCCGAUGAGUUGGCAUCAAGAUGAUUUUAAGGGGCAUUGUUUACUUUUCUCGACCGGAGAAUGGCAAGAAGCGGAUGGACAACUUUCUGUGCAUUGGGCUUCACAAUGCUACUGUAACUAUACUAUCUUUGUUGGUAUUUUACUACUGCUAGUAUCAGGUAUUCAGAUUUACAGGUUAUCCGUAUUUCUCUACAAAGGAACAGACAGUAGCUUUUUAUCAGCUUUUAUUGAUGUUCUUUCUGGAAUAAUGCUUGCUGGUAUGACCAUUAUUGCUGCUCUUAUGAUAACUUUUGGUUUCAUGGCUUGGUGUCAAAUAAUGACAGAAAGAUUCCCAUCUUGUGAACUAGCAGCAGGACAAGAUAUUGACCAUGCUGAUAAGAUCAAUACAGCUAAUUUCUAUAUUCAAAUGGGCACGGCACAGUUUGGUAUAUGGGGUUCUUUUGCCACAUGGGUAGGAUUAUCAGUUUGUGCUUUAUUAAAGCUUUGCAGAUACCAUCAAUUAGAAAACAUACGAGUGUCUAUGUACCGCGAAAGACAACGACUUAUCAAUGAGAAUGCGGAUUCACCUGGUAGUAGUCUAGGAAGGGAAUCAAUUAAUACCCAGACAACUGCUACUGCUGAGUGAUUAGUUGAUAAUGUUCUUAGGUAUCCAUAUUUAUUCAUAUGUGCUAUUAUCCAUAUAUCUUUAUUCUUGCAUAGAAGUAUCAUACAAUUUAUUAGUGAAAGUUGAUAUAAAUAUUAUUAUAUAAAUCCUACUUUAAAUAUAUAUUUUAUUUUUACUGAUGAUAUGUUAUUGAUACGAUUUUUUUUCAAAAAGUAUCAAUAAAUUUGUGAAAAUAUCAUGAUCUUUUUGUUAUGUAUGUUUAUUAAACUUUUUUGAUAUGUCCUGAUUAUUUUGUGAUUUUUUUUGAACACAUCGUUAGUAUCAAGAUAAUAAUGGGUGUCUAUUGAAGGCAUUACAACUAAGAGACUAAAUUGUUUAGAUUCGAUUUCUGAUGACAUUUUUACAGUAAAUCCUGCAUUUUUGAAAUAACUGAAAAAUAAUAUGGUGCAUUUUUCAAAAUUUUAUUGUUAUAAUUUUAUGUAUUGAAAAUCAUUAACAAAACAUAAGUGUAAUUAAGCAACUUUUAAAAAUAAUACUUUUCAGACAUUGCCCUUCCCAAUUAAUGCAUUCUGAAAUUACCCAUUGCGUCAUAAAGCAUGCUCUGAGUAAUUCUCAGGAUUUCCGAUCAUUCUUUCCUCAAGUUCUACAACUAUGAGAGGUCAUUCUUCAUACACUUGACUUUUCAGGAAUCCCCACAAUAAAAAAUCACUUAGUGUGAAGUAGGAUGAACGAGGAGGACAAGGAAUCUCUCUAUUUCACGUUAUCACACUAUUCAAGAAAAUAUUGAAAAAGGUUUGUUCAUUCACUGCAUGUUGAUAAACUUAUGGAAUGACGAAUGAUCUUAACAUUUCCGAAUCGGCGUUCACAGUAAUUUUGGAAACAAAGUGGGCCCAUUUCCCAUGAAAACAUGGCACAUCAUGCAGAAAUUAUGUGCAAUGUAACUCAAAACUUGCUUCCGGGAAAGUCGAGAAAAAUAUACAAGUCAUACACGGGAAAUGUUCUUACACAUUUCUCAGGUAAUUUUUGUACGUUUUUCGGAAAAGACAAACCAAUGUCAGUGAAAAUCAUCAACGUUAUAUUCCCAUUAUUAAAUGUUGAAAAUUAUACAUUUAAAUGUGAACGUUGAUGUAAGUAUAUUUCAUAAAAGUAUUUUUCAAUGUAGUCGUAGAUAAAAUAUUGUAUGAUAUUUAAACAUAGUGGAAAUGCAUUAACAAUAGUGGUGGACCUGUCGCACUUAAACUUUUAGGUGCCCAUUUUUUUUUUGAAAAUACGAAGAAUUUUAAAACUAAACACUCUUAUUUUUGACGCUGCAUUUAUUUAUUAUGGCGAUAUUAUACCACGUGACCUCAUUUGACGCUCUAAGCCAGUACCGAGCGCCAACUUUGAACACAAACAGUAGAGUUGAGGUUCUGUAAUUUCGAUUUACAUUUGUGUUUUUUAAAAUGAAUCACAAACAGACUGUUAUAAACAAUAUUCUCUUAUAUUAUUGAGUGCAGAAAUUAAAUAAGACUAUAAAAAGGCCCAAUAAGGUAAGGUUAGGUUAGUAAGAGGUGCUUCUAUAACAUUCAUAGUCACCUAUGUUUGCUCUAAUUGGUUCUUGUGUGUCAUAAGCGUCUAGUUCAUGGGUUUCAGUUGGAAAGCAAAUCAUAUGAACUCUCUGUUUACAAUGUUGCCAUCCCGUCUCUAUGUUGUAAUGUCUUUGGUAAUUGUAUAAUCAUAGUGUUGAUAAAAUGAGACAUUUUUCAUUCCAAAUUUGAUAUUAAACGAGUUGUUUGUAAUUAACUUGAUGAUACAUCGGGCAUAUUUACUAAAAUUAUUGAUAUUACUUUUUCAAGUAUCUUUCAGCAACCUGAGUAUUUUUUUUGUCAAAUAUUAUUAUAUCAAAUCUGGCAAAAAAUUUAUAUUUGUAGAUAGUGGAAAAUAAACCCUAAAGAGAGAAACUUCUUUAUUGUGAUAUAAAUGUUUGUGUACACUUUAUUCGAAUAAAAUAUUAAAUAGUAUAAAUAAAA
This is a messenger RNA of Diorhabda sublineata, 2978 nucleotides long. RefSeq names its product transmembrane protein 179. The coding region runs from base 286 to 990 and encodes 234 amino acids. The transcript has 4 exons. NCBI's taxonomy places the organism in Eukaryota, Metazoa, Arthropoda, Insecta, Coleoptera, Chrysomelidae. The record is from RefSeq and is a predicted model, not a curated record.